CUGGUUAGUGCCCAGAGAAGGCCCCAGAGUCAGCGCCCCUGGUUCUUGCUGUCCUCGAUGCUGCCUGCUGAUGACAACGAAAUACCGUUCUCCAAGGAUCCUGUCAGGAGAGGCCUAGUGGACUGAAGAGGGAUUUUCGGGCAGCAAACAGCUUGCAUUUAUUUCUCCCCUCUAUGAAUCAGACAGCACCUGCUCAGGUGCUGCCCAGCAGGAACUCGCAGCUCCUGGGAGGAUGGUGCGGAUCUUGGCCAAUGGGGAGAUCGUUCAGGAUGAUGACCCCCGAGUGAGGAGCACUGCCCCGCAGAGGGGGAGCAUCCCGCGGCAGGGCUUUCUCAACAGAGGCCAUGGUGUGCCCCCUGGGGGCCCUGGUCCCCGCCAGCAGCAAGCGGGGGCCAGGCUGGGUGCUGCACAGUCUCCAUUCAAUGACCUCAACCGUCAGCUGGUGAACAUGGGCUUCCCCCAGUGGCAUCUGGGGAACCACGCGGUGGAGCCUGUGACCUCCAUCUUGCUGCUCUUCCUGCUCAUGAUGCUGGGAGUUCGUGGCCUCCUGCUGGUGGGCCUCGUGUACCUCGUGUCCCACCUGAGCCAGCGGUGACAUCCAGGGCCAGUGGGGGCAAUGCUGACAGGGACUUGCGUGGCCUUGUGAGAGUGGGCAUGUGGGAGGGGGUCUGGUGGGCUUUGAAGGUGUGGACAGCAAAGGGGUCCUGGGUGUGGGACUCCCCAUUGUGCCGAGCAUGGCCCAGAGGGGUGCUCUAGCGCAGCAUCCCCAGUGGAUGGGGUGGGCACCGUGCUUGCCUGGAGAUGCCUUCAGCUGAUUUCGGGCCUCUUUUAAGAGGCACAGACCUGGAGUCAGAAAAAUUCUCUUUCCAGUUCUCUUUAAUCAUUUUAUGCUGAGAAGAGGAUUGACUUGGUGCCAAUGGGUUUUACACCCAAGGAACCAAAACUGACUCCCCUUUACCAGAGAGCAGAACUGGGGCUUGGAGCAGAUGGGAGAAAUUUCCAGACUUUUGUAGCACCAUUUUGUUUUAAUGGUGUAUUUUUAUUGGCUACCUUUUAUUUAUGACAGUGGGUUCUUGUGUUCUAUUUAUUG
Octodon degus (degu) is the source of this 1090-nucleotide messenger RNA. It is a transcript of the gene Fam241b, whose product is annotated as family with sequence similarity 241 member B. Gene Ontology annotation, cellular component: intracellular membrane-bounded organelle. The transcript is spliced from 3 exons. The record is from RefSeq and is a predicted model, not a curated record. NCBI's taxonomy places the organism in Eukaryota, Metazoa, Chordata, Mammalia, Rodentia, Octodontidae. Bases 233 to 595 code for a protein of 120 amino acids.